Molecule: messenger RNA, 3652 nt
Organism: Orbicella faveolata
Lineage: Eukaryota; Metazoa; Cnidaria; Anthozoa; Scleractinia; Merulinidae
Product: 5'-3' exoribonuclease 1-like
Biological process (GO): rRNA catabolic process; nuclear-transcribed mRNA catabolic process
Cellular component (GO): nucleus
Molecular function (GO): RNA binding; 5'-3' RNA exonuclease activity
Source: RefSeq, a predicted model, not a curated record
CAGUCUGCCAAAAAUUAGCUUGACCCUGCAAAAAAUAAAAAUCGGUUCAAAAUGCUACAUACACCCCUUUUGCACGAAAGCGUUCAAUUGCCGCAUGAUCAGUUCUUAUUGCAGGGAUAAUAUCAAUUGAAUUUACAAAAUCAAAAGAGCGCUCUCGUAAACAACGUAAAGGAAACUCAGGAGAUAGCAAUUGAGUUGAGAUGAUACCAUUACUGCUUCGAAUGGCCGAGGCCCCAAGGAAGUAAUGCUUAGCAACUUCUCCUGCUUGAAGCAGGAACCUUCGUCGCUAGCCUGCUAACGCAUCAGCCCAAUUCUUAUGAAUUGUUUUCAAAACCUUUCCAGCUUUUUCCUCUAUGGUGCUUUUUUCGCAUUUGCAAAUGGACACAAACUUUUGCGUUUCUUGAACAACAUAUUUAAGCUCGAAACAACAAUCUACAAAUGCUUGUUGCAAUUGACUACCAAACACAAACGUUUGACAAUCGUACUACGCAGCAAUCUGUCAUGCAACUUAAAUGCACUUCUCAUGACAACCCGCUGACAGCUAUCAGUUAGAGGUAGUUAAUUCAAAGAAAUGUUUUUCGUUUAUAACUUUGCUCAGAAUCAAUCUUUUUCCAUUGAAUUUUUUUAAGUGAAAGAUCGCAAUAAGAUCUAUCUGAAAAAGUGUAAAGCAAUUUUUAUGAAAUAUGGUCAAUUUUGGGUUAUGCUGAUGCAUUUGUACCUUAACAGGAAUGGAUCGAGUGGGUGAGUGAAAUUCACACCCAUAACAAUACUUCUGAAUGCCAAUGAAUUGGAAUUGGCAUUCAGAAGUAAAAACUGGCACUAGUUGUGCAAACUCUGUGACAGCUUAAAAUCAAAAUGGCCAUGCAAGCAAAUGUCUUGCUUGAUGGCUUGUCUUUGCAAAGGGUGAGGGACAAAAGUAUGGGUAGAAUGGAAAAAUUUACAGUAAUGUCAAAACAUCAUCACCAAUACCAUAGAACUACUCUGGGCAACUUUUUCAUUUGGUUUCAUAGGGACUUUAAAUUUUAAGGCCAAGUAAUACAAUAACAUUUUCUUUGGAACUUGUCGCACGGUAAUGUUGCAUUGCAAGUUGAAAAGUGUUGUUGCCUGUAUUCCCACAUUUAGCACAUUGCAGAAACAAGUUGGACUGAGUUUAACUUUAUGAAUAGGUUGCUUCAACUUGUAAAAUAGUGGUAAAUAUUAAUGCAACAUUGAUGUUUAAAAUGUUGCAAAAACAUUUAAUGUUAACCCCUAUUACAGGUACUUGGUCACAAUCUGUUACUGUAUGAACAGCUCUGAAUUGCAAACAAUUUUCAUGGUCACAGAGAAACAGGAGUUCAAAUAAUUUGUAUCUCCCUGGGACAAGCACCUCUAUUAUUAUAAAAUUCCCAAGCUCUUUCUCUUUGGUGCCCAUGUUAAAGGGCUUUGACAACAAGUAAUGGGGAAUAAGAGAGCAUUAAUGACCUUGAGGUCACUGUUAAACUAACGGUAUGCCUUUCUUAGGAAUCUCUGAUUUUGGUUGUGGUAUGUCUCCUUCAAAUAAUACUCACGACAGUCCUUCUCAGUUCAAAAACUCUCCCAACUUGGCCUACAAUAAAACAAAGCAGAGAGUACCAGUGACUCAAGCCAAAGGGUUUCCACAAGCACAAAUGUAUUUCAACAGAAUAGCAGAAGAUGCCAAUGAUGAGAUGAUGUCCACACCACUGCAAUUCCAGAAAAUUUCUUUGGUCCAAACCAAUAAACCUAAUAAUGGUCCAAGUGAAUUUGCUGACAUGUGGAAAGAACUGAAAGUCAAAGAAAGCAGUCCUUCUGGCCAUGGCACCAGUACUUAUCCAAACACCAACACUGCCCCAGUACACAAGGACUAUAGAGAGAAAGAAAUAGCAGAGAGUGACUUGAUGAUCAAGGAAGGAACACAGGCUCUCCGUGAGAUGCUUCAGAUUGGUGAGCCCCAAAGACAUGAUGUGGAGAAGCAGCAAGCUAGACCAGCACCAGUCAGCCAUGGCAAACAGCUCUCACUGGAUGAAUUAUUCAGCAAUCAAAGUUCUUCACAAGUCACUGUCCAACAGUUUCCACAGUUACCUUUACCACUUCCCUCUGGGAACCUUGCAUCAGUUUACUUAUUACGCUGGUGUUAUUCUUUUGGUCUUCCACCUCCUUACUAUCACUACACUCCUGCUCCUCAGGGAGUGAUUGCUACAGUAGAGUUGGCCAAUGGAUUUAAAUUUCCUGGUAGUGCUUGUCGUGAUCAAGGUGAAGCUCUAGAGAGUGCUGCAUCUGUAGCCCUGUUUCAACUGGUUUUGUUUCAGCCACAAAUCAUGCCAAACAUCCUAAGCCCUCAACAUGCAACCAUGCAGCAACAGUUUUCUCCAGGCUUCUUAUCUUCUCCACCACAACCAGUUAUGCCACCAGCCUUCCAAGGAUUUGUUUCAUUGCCGUCUUCAAGAGUACAAGCUAUUCAUCAUCAGUCAUCCCAGCCUCAACCCAGCACAGGAAAUGGAAAAUUUACAGUCACACCAAUUAAAGAGCCUCUUAUUAAGCAAGGAGUUAGUCAACCUCUUAGCUCUUCAGCAGUACCAUUCAUCCCACUGCAGGUUACUAGGAGAAGUUCCUCAUGUCAGCUGUCUUCUCCAGGAAAGCCACAAGAGACUUUGCUAACAGAAAGUUUGAUCAGCGGACAGUCUAGGGAAAAUAGAGAAUUAGAUGGAAGUCAGCAGAGAGAACAGAGCGUGUACUCUGUGAAGGAAACAACUGAAGAGCACAAAAAUGUUUCAAGUGCUUUGCUUUCAGGUUUAUCAGCCAACAACUCUUGUGCUAUGCAGGAUUCCCAGAAAACCUGUUCUUUGCCAGUACAGGGAACUGACAAACCUAGCACCCCUUCUAGAAGAACACCCCGUUCUUCCAAAAGACUACUGGCACCGAGUUUCUUUGCAAAGAGAAGCUAACACACUUGAUUUUUACUUCACCCAAGCAUCUCAGAAAUUCUUGCUACAGUUUUUACGUUUCUUUUCCAAGCUAAUUAGCCUGUAGAGCAGGCGAGGGCCGAAGCGCUGUUGCUAAAUAUGAAAGUCGAUCAAAGCGAGCCGUAUUGUUGUUUCAGCGUAACCUAUGCCACUGACCAAUCCAUAAGUCAACGAAAAAUAAAUUUUAGAAACUUCACGGAACUAUUAAGUUAUCUUUUUAAAGAUUGACCAGCUUCUGGUGCCGUCGAUUGAUAAUUUGGCCACCCCUUUGUAGCCAAUUAGAUUGCGUAUAUAUCUGGUAGACAGUAAGUGUGUGAUACUAAUAUGCACUUACUGGUCCCGAGGGACACAGUUCUGUUUUCCCGAAAAUCACGUUUCCCUCGACUUCGUCUCGUGAAACAUAGAGUGUCGAGGGAAAACAAAACUAACUGUUUCCCAAGGGACCAGUAAUUCACUGUUUUUUUAUAUAGCUGGAGUAGUGGGAAGUAAGUUUAGUGGGAAAGCGGGCAACCAUUGCAUAAAUGUCGCCCGCCGGGCGACAUCUAGAUUUAGCCAUUGCCACGUGACCAUAAAUAACUCGGUAAGAGCUCACGUUAGAUUCCCCUAACUCUAUAUAACAUUAUAGUUCACCACUAAAUUUUCUCCAAUUCUUAUUGGUUUAAAUUGAUCAUGUGAUGCGAUAGUGUUCAUCC